UCAACCCCAGGGUAGCUGUUUACCUCUCCUCCUCCACCACGUCAGCUCCUGGGAGACCUCUGGUUCGGCAGCACCAUGACACAGCUCUUCCUACCGCUCUGUGUGGCUUGCCUUGCGCUGGUCUUCACCAGCGCCGCACCACCACCAACUACACAAACAGCAGAAGUUGCCAUACCUGACAGGUGCGAUGGCAUUGAGUUUGACGCCAUCACACCGGACGAGCAAGGAAAACAGCUGUUCUUCAAAGAUGGCUUCCUCUGGAAGGGCUUCCGUGGUCCGGCUCAGCGAGUCGCCGAGUCCUUCAGUGGCAUCGGUCGCGUGGACGCCGCGUUCCGCAUGCACCGGGAGGGCAGCACUGAGGACCACGAUCACGUGUACCUAUUCCAGGACCAUAUGGUGUUUAGAUAUUUCAACCAAACUCUCCAAGACGGCUUUCCCAAAAAGGUGGAACAGGAGUUCCCCGGGGUGCCGUGUCACCUGGACGCCGCGGUGGAGUGCCCGAAGGGGGAGUGUACCGCCGACUCCGUCCUCUUCUUCAAAGGAAGUGAGGUGCACCACUACGACGUCGCCACUCGGACGGUGAAGAAGAAGGAGUGGCCCCAGGUGCCGCCGUGCACCUCCGUCCUCCGCUGGAUGGAGCACUACUACUGUUUCCAGGGCAACAACUUCACCCGGUUCCACCCGGUGACGGGCGGGGUGGAGGGGGCGUACCCCAAAGACGCCCGCGCGUACUUCAUGGACUGCCCCAACGUUGGACAUCAUGGAAGUGGUGACCACAAGUUACCCUUGUGCUCAGAGGUCAAACUGGACGCCAUCACGUCGGAUGACGCGGGCAAAACCUACUUCUUCACAGGCUCCCACUACAUGCGUCUGGACACCAUCCGCGACGGCAAGCACGCCUUCCCAGCGAACCGCAUGUGGCCCGAGGUGGCAGGCGGCGUCGACGCCGUCUUCUCCUACCAAGACAAGAUGUACUUCAUCAAGGGGGACCAGGUGUUCAUCUACCUGUCGGGGGCCCACUACUCCCUCAUCGAGGGGUACCCCAAGACCCUGCAGGAGGAGCUGGGGGUCCAGGGGCCCGUGGACGCUGCCUUCGCCUGCCCCGGGGACCACACCGCCCACAUCAUCCAGGGCGACCAGAUGAAGGACGUUGACCUCUCCGCGACCCCCAGGACCGUUACCAAGGUGACGACCCUGCGCCACGCCAAGGUGGACUCGGCCCUCUGCGGGCCGGACGGCCUGAAGCUGUUUGUGGGCGGCUCGUACUACGAGUACACCGCCACCGGUGAACUGGGUGCAGGCCAGGUCGAGAGGUUGGCGUCCGCCAUCGCUCCCUCCAUGAUGGCCUGCCGCCGCGAUUAGGAAACACUGGGGACGGCCUCCUAACCCGGAGGCCUCAUGGAGCCGGACGCAGCUCCCUCCUCCUCCUCCUAACCCGGAGGCCUCAUGGAGCCGGACGCAGCUCCCUCCUCAUCCUCCUAACCCGGAGGCCUCAUGGAGCCGGACGCAGCUCCCUCCUCAUCCUCCUAACCCGGAGGCCUCAUGGAGCCGGACGCAGCUCCCUCCUCAUCCUCCUAACCCGGAGGCCUCAUGGAGCCGGACGCAGCUCCCUCCUCAUCCUCCUUUCCACGUUCCCUCAGACGCCUCUCGUCUUCCCUCCAACUCCCUCUCUCUCCAACUCCUCUCCUCCCUCUCUCUCCUCCUCUCCUCCCUCUCUCUCCUCCUCCCCUCCCUCCCUCCCUCCGUCGCCUAGCCUCCCUCCCUCCAACUCCUCUCCUCCAACUCGUCUCCUCCUCCUCACCUCCUCUCCCCCCUCCCUCCCCUCCCCUCCACCGCCUCGCCUCCCUCCCUUCAACUCCUCCCUCCUCUCCCCCCACGCUUUGCCUCCCCUCUCCUUCUCCUGAUGCCUCCUAUCUG
Messenger RNA from Gadus chalcogrammus (walleye pollock), 1917 nucleotides. RefSeq names its product hemopexin-like. The transcript has 10 exons. NCBI's taxonomy places the organism in Eukaryota, Metazoa, Chordata, Actinopteri, Gadiformes, Gadidae. The record is from RefSeq and is a predicted model, not a curated record. Bases 76 to 1362 code for a protein of 428 amino acids.